Molecule: messenger RNA, 1298 nt
Organism: Talpa occidentalis (Iberian mole)
Lineage: Eukaryota; Metazoa; Chordata; Mammalia; Eulipotyphla; Talpidae
Product: anthrax toxin receptor 2-like
Exons: 9
Coding region: 183-953 (256 amino acids)
Source: RefSeq, a predicted model, not a curated record
UGCACCCAGAAUCAUUCCAACUCUGCCCCCAGAGCAGAUACUAAGGGGAUCCUCACAAGGAGACUUGGUUAAAGGAAGGGUUGGGGUUGGAGUCCCCUGGACACUUGAAAAAGUAGUGGAGACUCAGUCCGAGUGAUCUGAAAGGGCUAGUGUCCAUUACGGCCUCAGGGGCAGCGAAGAAAAUGGGAAGUGACUGUCCUGGGGGACCUGGGCCUGCACUCUUCCUGCUGCUUGUGCUGUCACCUACAAUCCUGAGCUCGGGGAGCUUCCUGCACCAACUCCCAAGCUGGAAAGACUUCCACGAGGGCAAGCAUCUCCAAAGGAGGAAUGCUGAUCUGGAUACUGCCUGCAGAAGACCCUUCAAUGUGUUUUUCGUCCUGGACGCAUCAACGGCCAUGAGGAACAUCUGGAAGGAAAUUUACAAAUAUGUGGAUGUGAUAAUACAGAAGUACAGAAAUUACUGCUGCAAAAAUCAUCAGUUCUCCUUUAUCACCUACUCCACAGGAGCCCAAACCCUCUUGGAGCUCACUUCAGAUAGAGCUGCAAUACAGGAUGGCCUUAACAAACUUCAUGGUGUCGCUCCUGCAGGAAACAGAGACAUAGACGCAGGAUUUGCAAAGGCAAAUGAGCAAAUUCAAAAAACCAACAACAAUGGCUUGGGCGCAGAGAAUCUGAUUAUCGCUCUGGUCAGUGGACAACUGACGCCUGAAGUUUUUCAAAACGUGAAGGUGGAAGUUGACAAAGCUGAAAAGAUGAAGACCACAGUUUUAGGCAUUGCUGUAAAAGACUAUGAUAAAGGCCAGAUACAGAAUAUUGUGAAAUAUAGGGAUCUAACUUAUUUUGCAAAUGGAGUCAAGGAGAUGGUGGAAUAUAACACUUCGGUUGCGAAGCAUUCCUGUUAUAAGUUGAUGAAUUUGAACACCCAGUAUGUAUGUGUGGGAGGUAAGAUCUAGGGUCACAGUUGUAGACAGAGGAAUGUGGGUGUGUAUGUCUCUUUGUGGGGUGAACGUGUCUAUAUUUUGUAUGUGAGGUGUGUGUAAGUGCUGUUAAAUGGGGGGGUGGUACUGUGAGACUUAAGUGCAUAUAACAUGUGUGUUAGUGUGUGUGGUUGUGAUGCGCACGGUAUCUGAUAUGAGAAGAGAGUGCAGUUGGUGUUUGAAUCGAAAUGUGUUGAUUGUAUGGCAGUGUAGUGGACAUAUAAGUGUGUUCACUGUGUAAACCAGGGCUUGUGGUGUGAGCAUGUGUGUGUAAUUACUUUUCUCGUUUGUUUCCCAUGUAAAAUAUAUGGACUCUGUGUA